AUGACUUCAAGGAGAUCCAACUCUCGCGAUUCCGAUAGGGUACGGACUCGAACUGGUAGUGCCAACGCGCAUUGUAUUCGAUCCGGAGAUGUGAGUGAUGCACUCACAGAAGUUCUUCGUGAGGAGACCCCACUUCCGCGGCCUUCAACCCAAGGGGUCGAAGAUCCCGAGGGUGAAAAAUCUGUGGCUCGCGUUAAGUCGAGUAGCCCAACGGGUUCGGAGGGGCGUGAUCGUCCUCCAAAGAAGGCUAAAACGAAUGGCUCGGAUCGCCAUCAUUGUGUUUCGGGAGAGGCGGCUGUUGCUAAGCCGUUUCAUUGGCAGUUUUCGCAUUCUAAGGAUCCAGAUAGUGUUGCUCAUCUGGUGAGGCACUUCAAACCUGCUGGAUGUCCGCUUCCCUCUCUGCGUAAUAUCACAGAGCGCGAGGCUUACGUAAAGAUGGUUGUAGCCCAUGCCAAGGUCGUUCCCUUUGGAAUUCAGUCUUUGUCGAAUCUUUGGUUCGUUUUGUCCGUCGUUCGUGAGCUAAAGCCUGGUCUAAAGAUGGCUCAAGACCGGGAGCGUGCCAAUGCUGCUCAACUGGCUGCCGCUGAAAAGCUGGGGGAUCAGGCUGCUUCGUUCGAAGCUCGUCUGCGAGUUAUGAGUAACGAAAGGAAGUCGGCUCUCGAGCAAGUGUCCUUCUUGGAGGAGAAAUGGGAAAAGAAGAAGGUUGCAACUGAUUGUGAGGCUCGUCUUUGGGAAGUCAUGGCAAAUAUAGAUCUCUUGAAGGAGAUCAUGGGCAACAAUCUCCUAGCUUCGGAUGAGUUGUCGUGGCUUCGAGCGAAAGAGAUCGAGCUUAGGUCGGAGGUCGAUGUGACGGCGACUUCGGAUUUCUCCGUUGGAAAGCUCGAUCUGUCUCAUAUCUCGGAGGAUCUGCCAGAGGAUUUCUUCGAUAAGGUUUCUUCUGCGGUGGAUGACGCGGUGAGGUGUUCGGGUGAUCGCUUUGAGGAUGGUGAAUUUAGCAUCGAAGAGUAG
Brassica oleracea var. oleracea is the source of this 1008-nucleotide messenger RNA. RefSeq lists its product as uncharacterized. Bases 1 to 1008 code for a protein of 335 amino acids. The transcript is spliced from 3 exons. Lineage: Eukaryota; Viridiplantae; Streptophyta; Magnoliopsida; Brassicales; Brassicaceae. The record is from RefSeq and is a predicted model, not a curated record.